CAGGUUCCAAACGAAGAAGGUCUGGUUGACACUACCAAACAUCCAUUUGUUCUACAACAGAGCACGAAUUGAAAUGGCAGGGGGAGGAAGCACAGUAUUUUGGAGUCUGUUUCUUGCUGUUGUGCUUCUAAGCAACAGUUGUUCCGUGCUUUGUGCAGAUGGAGAGACAGCUGUUCAAGGCGACGACCCCCUUCCCUCGCCCAUCCCGCUGACCAUCAAGGAAAUCCACAAAGUGAUGCGACACGACGACCCGAGCGGCAGACAGCAGAAUAUAAGGCUGGUUGUUGAUGAGCACGACCCGAUCUCAGGCGCCGAAACGUUGAGCCUGACUGUGCAAACGUUCGACAACGAGACGAUUACAUACGAAGCUGUCCAGGUACCGGAUCCAAGUGCCACGGAAUUCGAGUUCGAAGGGAAUUUCGUUGACGCGAAGGCCAUCUCCGUGGAAGCCAAAGGGAACGGGUCGACGCUGGCUUACGGCUCCGUCCACGCGGACGUUACAGACCCAGGAUCGAGAGUGGCGUGGGUGGGGGACCCUAAGACGCCGUCCCUGAGGGUGGAUCCGGGAGGGAGGGCGCAGGUGGAAGUCCCUGGCCAUCCCCCCUGCGUGAGGAAGGAUUCGGGAGGCCCUUGCUAUUACUUCGGCCACAGCCACAGCCCUGUGGAGCCUCCUCCUCCCCGCUGCGAUGACCUCGGCCUGAUUGUGUUUUGUGACGAGGUCGUGACCGAAGCGCAGCAACCAGAGGGUCACACACUCCGGGAGCUGUACAACCGAGAGGUCCUAAGAAUCUUCGACCGUACCACAAAUCGUACCGAGGUGGUCGUCUCCAUACCCGAGAACGACACGAUCUUAUCCCCCGACGAUUAUGUCUGCCGAAACUCGUUCCGCGAUAUGUGUGUACAGGCCGUAGACGUUCCUGAGACCUUGGAUUACCUCUACAUUAUAGCUGUUGAUUUGGACGAGGAGGGCUAUGCGAACGUGUCCGAAGGCGCCCUGUUUGAAGUGUUGAAGGCCCGUCUUGUCCGCCUGGCCUACGACGUCUACGAAGUGAUCCCCGAUCCCUCGAACUCCCCCGGAAACUACAGCGUGUUCCUGAACAAAUACGCCUUUGUGUCCUGCAGCGGCGACGGGCCUCAGGACUUGGGGUGUCGCGUGUACUUCGACAAAGUGAUCAAUUAUCGUGAAUUUACGCUGAGGAAGAACGGGCACUCUGACAUUGUGAGUUAUCCGGUGUCUGAGGAAGAUCCUCCGCCAAGCUCAAAGAUUUACAGCAUCACCUCUUUGAGCGAAAGUUCUACGAAGAUGAGGGUGCAGAUCCAAAGUCCCAGGACUGUCGCGAAGGCCGAGUUUGUCUUAUUCGAGAACUACGUCGCCACGAGCAGCCAGGAGAUCGAGGUGUACCUUUCGGAUUCGGGUUAUAUUGUGGACGUGCCCGCGUGCGAAGGGAUAUGCGACUUCGUAAUCCUGGGUUACGGGGUCGAUGGGUCUCUGGUAGAGACAGGACAAGCCUACGUAAAACUUGAAGACCUGGAUAUGGACGUCGCCGAGGUGGGCAGGGAAGCCGAGCAGGACAUUUCGUCCCUUCGAGUGGAAUUCACCGGGGAAAACGAGGUUAUAAUUGAGGGCGUGGGGAAAUGCAAAUUGUAUAGCAGCUCUUGCUACUUCUUCCAACUUGCGAGAGAGACGGUGGAGUCUGCAACGUACUGCGUCAACAUUACCACAUUACACUUUUACGGCCUCAAUAGAACGUGGGUCUUUCACUGCAGCGAUUCUGUGACGCCUUACAGGGAACUCCCAGGCAUCUUCUCCGUGUCCAUUAUAAACAAUUACAAGGUGGUGGUGAGUGGCAGCUUCCCUACCAACUUUACAGAGGUCGUGGUGUUCGACCCGAAUACUCCUGAACAAGAGGUCUCUAUCGGACACACAGAGUGUUCUAAAGUGACUGAGACUACAUCAGAUUGCACGUGUAUUAUCAAUCGAUCAGAUGAUGAAAGUCCUCUGAGGGUGUUGGUGACAGCGCUAGACAGCAAUGGAACUGUUUUGAGUUCGGUGAUGAUGACCUACGAGUAUACGAACCCCAAGAAGACGACGCCCACCUGGGUUAUCGUUGUGUCAGUGGUUGGUUGUCUGGUCGUCGUUGCUGCCGCUGCCUGUGUCUUCUGCCGCAAGAAUUCAGCUUCAGUGAAUAUGAAUUCUGACCACGUAGAAAAAAUAGACUUGUAAGUUAUGAAGUGAAAUAUCUAUAAUCUAUAUAAUCUAUUUUUUUUUCUUCAUAAUCAUCAAAUAUAUAUUUAACAAGAGAAAUAAAAAUAAUUAAAAAUAUUAUUUUUCUCAUUAUAGGCAUGUGGGCUUUUUAUUAUUGUUAAUAAAUAUCUUUUCUGGGGAGCACGUCUCUGAUUUGCAUAAAAAAGUGCCUGAGUAAUAUUGUUAUAUCAUUGAUAUUAUUAUUAUUGCUUUCAUUAUUAUUAUCCUUAUUAUUACUAUAUACUUUUCUUUUUAUUAUUAUCAUUAAUAUUACCACUGUUAUUAUGACCAUGGUCAUGUUAUUAUUAUCAAUAGUAUUGCUGUUAUUGAUAAUAAUCAAUAUCAUUUUCAUUAUUAUUACCAUUAGUGAUGUUAUCAGUUAUUCUCAAUCCCAUUAUCAUCAUAGUGAUUAUUAUCUCUAAAUAAGUUUUCAGUAUUCUCUUUUAGGUUAAAGUAUAGUGGAAUAUGGGAUAAGACUGUAUCAAAACCGAUGGAUUUUCCAAUAAAAUUAUAAAUUCCU
Molecule: messenger RNA, 2765 nt
Organism: Penaeus indicus
Lineage: Eukaryota; Metazoa; Arthropoda; Malacostraca; Decapoda; Penaeidae
Exons: 11
Coding region: 74-2224 (716 amino acids)
Source: RefSeq, a predicted model, not a curated record